AUGCCGACAACGGAUAUGUUAAAUGAUUUAAUUUUGCAACUGCUUGCUGAUAGGAAUACAACUGGGACGAAACCACCGCGUUUGCUCCUAGCCGAGGCGAGAAAUUUGCCACAAACGUGCGCGGAAGUAGUGGACCGUCGAUCUGGGUCGUAUCGUGUUCAGCCACAGCCGGGAUUUACCGACGCUUUCGAAGUUUAUUGCGAUCAGGAAUACGAGGGUGGCGGUUGGUUGGUAAUCCAGAAUCGCUAUAAUGGAUCUGUUAAUUUUUUUAGAGGUUGGAAGGAAUACGAAGCCGGCUUUGGGGAUCUUCGCGGCGAGUUCUGGUUGGGCUUGGAAAAACUUCACGAGCUAACGUACGUUAAACCCCACGAGCUGCGUAUUGUACUGGAGGACUUUGAUGGGACAAUUGUCACGGCACAGUACGAUCGGUUUAUAGUCGGAGGGGCAGCAGAGAACUAUGUUUUGAGCAGCUUGGGCAAUUACAGUGGUAAUGCAGGAGAUUCACUCACUUCCGAUCAUUUGGGAAUGCAAUUUUCGACUUUCGAUUCUGACAAUGAUAAAAGCGAUGAGAACUGUGCAAACCUGCGUAAAGCAGGUUGGUGGUAUAACAGCUGUGCAGAUAGUAAUUUGAACGGGCUGUAUCUGGAAGGACCACAACCAGAGGAAAACUAUGGCAUUGCUAUGUGUUGGUAUAAAUUUCGUGGGGCAAAAUAUGGACUCAAACGGUCGCGCAUGAUGAUUAGAGUAGUUAAUGACAUUUAA
This is a messenger RNA of Sabethes cyaneus, 762 nucleotides long. RefSeq names its product angiopoietin-related protein 7-like. NCBI's taxonomy places the organism in Eukaryota, Metazoa, Arthropoda, Insecta, Diptera, Culicidae. The coding region runs from base 1 to 762 and encodes 253 amino acids. The record is from RefSeq and is a predicted model, not a curated record. The transcript is spliced from 2 exons.